UCCAGAGAUGCUGCCUGACCCGCUGAGUUACUCCAGAUUUUUGAGUCUCUCAAAUGUGAUACCUUUUUUUGUUGUUGCAUCGGACUUGCAGUGAUGGGUUAUUUCCAAUAGAGGGUAUCCUGCGAGCUGGCUGCUGAUGUUUACUGAAACCUAUUAAAACACCUCCUCGCAGCAAAUAUUGAUCAGACACGUGAUUUUUAAAAAAAAGUUCAAAGAUUUUUUUUUCUUUGAAGGAAGCGAUUGAAUGUUACAGUGCGAGGGAGGAGUUAGAAGCCAGACAUCAAUCUGAACAAAGGAGUGAGCGCCUGGGGGAUCCCAGGUCGAGUUGCAUUCAUUCAUAGUCAAUGAAGGCAGCCCGUCCAGUCCAUUCAGCGCUGCCUUGAAGUGGGUGACGAAGGCGAUUCCAGCGGCUGCAGGAGACAGCGCUGGCGUUUCCGACUCUGGGGCCAACGGCGUGAAGUAUUAAGAGUCGAUAGAUCGCCGCAAUGACAACGAGGAGAGGAUUCACGCAGCAGGAGAUUAACAAAACAGUGUGGGAUGUGUUGGAGAUAUACACCGAGCUGACUCCCGUGGGCUCGGGAGCCUAUGGUACAGUUUGCUCAGCCCUUGACAAGCGCGCUGGUGCCAAGGUAGCGAUCAAGAAGCUCUACCGACCCUUUCAGUCCGAGCUCUUUGCCAAGCGAGCUUACCGGGAACUCCGCCUGCUGAAACACAUGAAACAUGAGAAUGUUAUUGGGCUGUUGGAUGUUUUCACACCAGAUCUGUCGUUGGAGAAAUUUCAUGAUUUUUAUUUGGUUAUGCCUUUUAUGGGAAUGGACCUCAGCAAACUAAUGAAGCAUGAGAAACUGACUGAAGAUCGGAUCCAAUUUCUGGUGUAUCAAGUCCUAAAAGGCCUAAAGUACAUCCACUCGGCAGGGAUCAUCCACAGGGAUCUUAAACCCGGGAAUUUGGCAAUCAAUGAGGACUGCGAGUUAAAGAUUCUGGACUUUGGUUUGGCAAGACAUGCUGAUCAGGAAAUGACUGGCUAUGUGGUAACCAGGUGGUACCGUGCCCCGGAGGUGAUACUUAACUGGAUGCAUUAUACUCAAACAGUGGAUAUCUGGUCUGUUGGCUGUAUCAUGGCAGAGAUGAUUACAACACGCCCUCUUUUUAAAGGCAUCGAUCAUUUAGAUCAAUUAACAGAAAUCAUGAAAGUAACAGGGACACCAACCCAAGACUUUGUUCAGAAGCUGCAAAGUCAAGAUGCUAAAAAUUACAUCAAAAGUUUGCAACGGGUCCCAAAGAAAGACUUCAAAGCUCUGUUUGGAAAUGUUAAUCAAGUGGCAGUCAACCUUUUAGAAAAGAUGCUUGUGCUCGAUGCCGAGAAACGGGUAACUGCAGCGGAGGCCCUGGCUCACCCGUACUUUGAGCAGUAUCGAGAUCCUGAGGAAGAGACUGUGGCAAAAGUGUACGACAAUAGUUUUGACAACGUAGAACUCACCAUUGAAGAAUGGAAAUGUCAUACAUAUGAAGAAGUGGUUAACUUUAAGACUUCAACAGCAGUACCAGAGUCUAAAGAAACUUCAGUGUAGCUCUGGCUUCAUAACUACACAACAAACCAGGCAAAGUAUAUAUUUGUGCAGCAAGGAGCUGUGAAAACAUUCAUUAUUUUAGAUGUGUUUUCUUUUUAGCCUUUGGAAAUAUAUGUACAGUACUGUAUUACUAUGCCUAUGGCCUCCAGUCCAAAUACAGAGUGAUUUGUUUCUUUCAAGGUCAAACUAACACUGUACCAAUGUUCUUUGAAAGGUGCUUUCAGAGUUAGAACAGUCGUAAACAUUCUACUGCCUGGCAUUGUACAAUUCCAGACAAGAUCUUCUCCUGUUAGAUAAAGUUAAUUUAGAAAAAAACACAGCAAAGGGAAUCGUGUCCUUACACCAAACAAUCCCCCCAAAAAAUCAGUCUGAUGACGGGUCUCAACCCAAAACGUCACCUUAUUUUUCUCCAGGGAUGUUGCCUGACCCGCUGAGUUACUCCACCAUUUUGUGUUUAUUUUCCACUAACCUUAACAGCUUUGAAUUUCACCCUCAUUAUUUGCAACGUCAGAUUCAUUGGAAAUAUGAAAAGUCAGAACCAAAUAUUCUCAUCCUGUUUUAACGAUGGAUUUUCCGUAGCACAUUUUCAGCCUAGUUUUCCAGGCCUCGUGUACUAAAUAAUGUCGUUAAUCGCACAUUUGUCCAAUGAUGUGUUUGUGAAGGGCAUUGACAUGUUCCCCUAUGUUGAAGGUGCUUUAGUUACCAACAUAAUGCAAACUGUACCACCUGCAUUAUAUCUGUCUCCUGACGACACUAAUUUCAUGUUAUAUCACAUCUUUUAUCAGGAUUCUGCAGGUAUUCUUGGUAAGGUAAUAUAAACCUAAUAUUUGAUUAAUUAUUUGAAUUAUAACAUUAAAAUGUUAUUGAAAAUUGAUCUAAUCAGAAUUCCACCGUUACAAAACACUGAAACGCUUACUCGAAGUAAUUAUCCGAGUUUAAAUAGUGAAAUCCCUGUGUAGAAUACAAAGAUGAACUGACUUGAGGAAUUUGAUGAUGAUCCCAUGUGGGACUGCCCAGACUAUCCACAUUUCCUUUUCUUCAUUUUCAAUUUUUCUAGAUAAAAACGGGCACUCAAUUCCAUUUACUUAACUGACAUUGAGGUCACAGUGUAAAUGACUGUCAAAACUCAUUGUAUAAUGUUCAAUAGACAAAUGUCCCCAUUGACUUUCUAAGAGUUUUGCAUAAAAGUUCUUUGAAGUCAGCUGGAAGAGGAACAGUACUUUCUAUCGUGCAUCUGACCCUCGUGUUUACAAGACAAGCAACUGGGCAACAGGUCAGAAUGCAGAAUUGUUCAUGAACUGUCUCCAUUCUGAACAUAAAGGUGCUCAUUGGAAUAUUUAAUUCAAUGUCCAAGUAUUUGCAAGAAGUGUAAUAAAGAGGUUGGAUUAAAAUUUGGACAAAAAGAAUGAAACUAUUCAUUUUUAAACCUUUGAAGUUAAGUUCCAAAGGAAUUCAAACCGUUUUAACAUUAACUUCCAGCCAGAGUGGUUGUUUGGCAAUAAUUAAGACUAUUCAAACCAUUGGUUUACUCGUAUUAGACUGAAUAAGUUUGAAUGUUUAGAACAUCGCACAGAAACAGGCCCUUCAAUCAUCAAUAUCUGCGCUGAAAUGAUACCAAGUUCAACUAAUCUCAUCUGCAUGUCCCACAAUUCUCGACAUAUCCAUCUGCCUAUCUAAAAGCCUAUUAAUGCCAGUAUUGUAUCUGCCUUCACCAUCACCCAUUGGUAGCUCAUUCCAAGCAUCCACCACCCAAUAUGUAAAAAUAAAUUUCCAGCUUUCACCGUAAAGCUAUGUCCUCUAGUCUUUGACAUUUUCACCCUGGGGGAAAAAGAUUUCCUCUCCGCUCCUCGAACUGGCAGCACGUCACAGUCACGAUUGCUCUUUGGGUAAUCUGGUGGCAGUGGGGGAAGUGCAAAGGGAGCCUGGCGCCAUUACCAGGCGAUCGAGGCAUACAUUGCCAGGGCAACACAAGUGCAGUGGCAUGCACUGUGCCUGCAUCCAACACUUCGUUUUGUAGCAGCUGCUGCAAACCCGUGCCCAAUGCAACGUUCUUCAAGUGUUUUAUUGCUCGCUCUCUCCUCGCCAGCACCUUUCCACGGCCCAAUGCUGCGCUGCACACCAACCGUCACCACGAAUGGACACCUCAUUCCACUAUAAGCAAAAUCCGUUAUAUAGAGGGUUUACUGUAUAUUCCAAGUAUAGCAUAACCAGUCAUAUAGAGCUGCAUCAACUCUGCAUAAGGUCUAGUCAGUAUACAGUAUGUGAUAUGCAGAGCUUGGGAAAGCAGAUGUAUAACUUAUUUUCUCCAACUGGAAGUUAAUACUAUAAUGAUAGGGUAACCUAUAAUGAACAGGCAUUGGGAAGCAGGUGUGUGCUUGGUUGUGAAAUGCUGCAGUUUUAGCCAAUUUAUCCUACCCUCGCUCCUGAGCACAUUUGAGGAACCAAACCCUUGAUUCUGCCAACCUAUUCUAUUUAUAUCCAUCCUCUAAAAACCUCCUAGAUCCCAAAGUCUGAAGAAGGGUCUUGACCUGAAACGUCACCCAUUCCUUCACUCCAGAGAUGCUGCCUGUCCCGCUGAGUUACUCCAGCAUUUUGUGUAUAUCCCAAAGUGAUUUACAGGCCAUGAAGUACUGUGUGAAGUGAAGCCACUGUUGGAACAUAUAAAAUACAGCAGCCAAUCAGCACAAAAUGAACUCCCUCAACCAGCAAUGUGAUAAUGGCCAGAGAAUUGCUGGCUGAGGGAUAAAUAUUGAUCAGUCCUUACAUGAUGGCUCCAUCUGAUUCAACAAAUUCAGUUUAACACCUCAUUUAAAAAAUGUCAAGCAUGUCAGUGCACUGCUCCUUCAGUUAAGAGUUCUUGUGCUUAUGUUUCCUGGAGAGCAGACCUGAACAGAUCCCGACUAUGGGCGCUGUCUGUAUGGAGUUUGUACGUUCUCCCCUUGACCUGCAUGGGUUUUCUCCGAGAUCUUCGGUUUCCUCCCACAUUCCAAAUAUGUACAGGUUUGUAGGUUAACUGGCUUGAUUAAUUGGCUUGAUAAAUGUAAAAAUCGUCCAGUAUAAAAUUGUCCAACUUCCAGUAUAGUUCCUGGUGGGUACACAAAAAUGCUGGAGAAACUCAGCGGGUGCAGCAGCAUCUAUGGAGCGAAGGAAAUAGGCAACGUUUCGGGCCAAAACCCUUCUUCAGACUGAUGGGGGGUGGCGGGGAGAAGAAAGGAAAAAGGAGGAGGAGGAGGAGGAGCCCGAGGGCUGAGGGAUGGGAGGAGACAGCCCAAGGGCUGAGGAAGGGGAGGAGACAGCAAGGGCUAACAAAAUUGGGAGAAUUCAAUGUUCAUGCCCGCAGGAUGCAGACUCCCCAAGCGGAAUAUGAGGUGCUGUUCCUCCCAUUUCCGGUGUUGCUCGCUCUGGCCAUGGAGGAGACCCAGGACAGAGAGGUCGGAUGGGGAAUGGGAGGGGGAGUUGAAGUACUGAGCCACCGGGAGGUCAGGUAGGUUCUUGCGGACCGAGCGGAGGUGUUCGGCGAAACGAUCGCCCAGCCUCAGCUUAGUCUCACCGAGUUCCUGGUGGACUGUUCGGAAGGUACAAGGUACAACACUGAACCUUUUAACUCAGUGCCAAUUGUGCUAAUUCUGAGUGUCAUCUGGAACUAUGAAUUUGCAAAAUGAUUUCAUCAACUACGUUUAUGCCACACAGCGCACACACUUCUUAAAUAUUAGUGGUUAUGAUGUGAUAAGGUUUAAAGUACUGAACAACCAAGGAGAGUAGUUCAGAGUAAAAUAUUUUUUGAUAGCUUGUAUCAGAGCAAGUAACAUGAAUUCAAUCCAUGGUCUUGAAAAGUAAUCUCAUUGCAGCCACACUGUUCAAUUCAACUCCUUAUAUACUUUGGAAACAGCAAGAAACUUAAAAGUUGAUUAAAAGAUUAAUUAAACAACAUUUUGAUAUGAAUAACUGUUCAAUCAUGAUCUAAUCGUCUCAGGAGCUAUUGAAGUUUUGGAUAACUUGCAAUCCAUACAAUCAUGAAUAAUAUGUUUGCAGAUGACACUAAAAAAAGAACGUAUCAUAGACAAUGAAGAUGGUUGUCAAGAAUUACAGAGGAAUGGUGAAUGGAGUUUAAUUCAGAACUGUUGCAUUUUAGAAAGCUAAACCAGAGCAGGACCAUCACCAUGAAUGGUGGGGCCCGGGGGAGUGUUGUAGAGUGGAGGGAUCUAGGAGUAUAUGUGCAUUAGCACUUUCUGGGAAACUUGCAAAGAGGUAAGGUGAAGAAGGCUUUUGCCACACUUGCCCUCAUCAGUUAGGGACUUGAGUUAAGAAGUUGAGACAUUAAGUCACAAUUGUACAAGAUAUUGAUGAGGCUGCACUUGGGGUAUUGUGUUCAGUUUUGUCAUUCUCUAGUAGGAAAGAUGCCACAAAGCGGGAAAGAGUGCAGAGAAAUGGUAUGAAGAUGGUGUCGGAGCUUGAGAGCCUCAGCAAUAGGGAGAGUUUGGGCAGGCAAGAACUUGGAGCAAAGGAGGCUGAGGGGUGAUCUUAUAGAGAUGUAUAAAGUCAUUAGAAGAAUAGAUAGGGUGACAGCACAAAAUCUUUUUCUCAAGUUAAGGGAAUCACAAAUUAUAAAACAUAGGUUCACGAUGAAAGGGAGAAGAUUUAAUAGGAACCAGAAGGACAAUACGGAAAUAGGCCCUUCAGCCUAACUGGUCCAUAACAAUCAAACUGCCCUAUUUAAGCUAGUCCUAUUUGCCUUUCUUUGGCCCAUAUCCCUAAAAUCUUUCCUAUCCAUGUACUAGUCCAAAUGUAUAUUAAAUGUUGUUCUACCUGCCUCAUCUACCUCCUCUAGCAGCUCAUAUACCCACCACCCUUCCUGUGAAAAAGUUGCCCCUCAGGUUCAUCUCUGCAGCCUUCUCUGCAUCGUUCCAAUUAAUGGCAUCUUCCCAAUAGCAGGCUGACCAAACACGGAACACAGUACUCCAAGUCCAGCCUCGCCAGCAUUGUACAACUCUAAAAUAACAUCAACACUUCUAUACUCAGUACACUGACUGAUCUAACUAUGUCUGAAAAAGGGUCUCGACCCGAAACGUCACCCGAUCCUUCGCUCCAUAGAUGCUGCCUCACCCGCUGAGUUUCUCCAUCGUUUUGUCCACUAACUAUGUGGAACACUACUUUCAAGGAACUGUGCAUUUGUACACCAAGAUCCCUCUGCUUUACAACACUCCCCAAGGCCCUACUAUUUUCCGUCGGGGUCUUGCCUGAUUCAACUUCUCAAAAUGUAAUACCUCAUACCUAUCACUUAUAUUUUAAUACGUGGGAAAUGCUUCACUUCUGAAUAUAGCAAUCGGCGGGUAUGAUUUAAUUAUUUAUUUCAGAUUCAAACAAUUUUACAGCUAAAUGACCGAGUCAUUUUUACUUUGAAAAAAUAAUAUUUUAAGAAACCUUUACAAUAUGUCUUCUUAUUUGUCCUGUAGCUGUGAAAUUAAUUAUUGCAAUAAUGGGUGAUGAUGUAACCAAGGCUACCUUAAUUCAAAUCAGACAAAAACUGAUCAAAGAAGAAUUUUACCAAAUUAGAUUUCAUUGCAGGACACGGAUAUUGAAUGGAGAUUACAUUAACAACCUUGAUUUCUAAGUGUUUUAGAACUCUGUCACUAGGGACUAUUUGGUUUCUUAAAAUCUGUACAUUAGGAUACAUGAAUUAGCUGACUUAUGGUAUCAUAUGGCUAAGUUACAGCUUCAUGCAAGUAGAUACCUACAUCAAUGCCAAGUGUUAGAAACUCCACGGACAAAUUUCAUCAUAUAAUUAGGGAGGCUUACAUUUAAUUAGGGAGGUAUUGCCACUGGUUUCUGUUUUUGUGCUGUUCAGUUCCUACAAUAAAUAAUGCUGAAGUGCACUUUCAAAAAGUGCAGCUUUAAGGGAAUUUUGUAGUAAUAUUUUUAGAAUGUGACUUGUUAUUAAACAUUGCAACUUUGUUUAGUUAAAUGA
Messenger RNA from Leucoraja erinaceus (little skate), 7536 nucleotides. RefSeq names its product mitogen-activated protein kinase 12a (gene mapk12a). Gene Ontology annotation, cellular component: cytoplasm; nucleus. The coding region runs from base 486 to 1571 and encodes 361 amino acids. Gene Ontology annotation, molecular function: ATP binding; MAP kinase activity. Gene Ontology annotation, biological process: intracellular signal transduction; protein phosphorylation. The record is from RefSeq and is a predicted model, not a curated record. Lineage: Eukaryota; Metazoa; Chordata; Chondrichthyes; Rajiformes; Rajidae. The transcript is spliced from 12 exons.